AUGGCGCACCCAGAAUUUGCUGUUGUUACGAAUUUUUUAAUUUCUGUCUCUCUUUUUUUCCAGAUAUUUCCUGUGCUGCUAAUAGCCGUGGUCGCGCGAUGUCGAUGUGACCACGCGAAUGGGUUCAGCAAUCACAAUGGGAACUUUGGAUCACAAUUCGGAUCGCUGCUGAAGCCGCCGCCACCGCCUCCACUUCCCAUUGUACCCGUGCCCUUCCACAAAGGCACAGAGAGAAACCAGCGCCAGACCUCAGAUGUCGGCUACCAGUACCAAACCCCACCGCCCCCACCGUCAUCCAAUGACUUCAAAUUCCUAGCUCCUUUCUACAAACAGUACAAUUUCAAUUUCGUCCCUCCUCCCCAACCCUUUACUACUACUCCUUCGCCUUCCCUAUUUCAAAAAGUGUCGGGAUGGCUUUUCUCAUCACAACAAACACAACAAAAUAGUUAUACAGGCUCAAAUUUAUAUAAUAACGUAGCUCCUAUAAAAAAGGAUUGUAAUCCUUGUAAUUUAGUGCCAUGGUUACCAGUAAUUAGAUACAAUUUAGGGGCUAAAAAUAUUUAUCAGAAUUCUUUGCCAACGUAUGGACCACCCAGUCCUACAGCUUAUGCUAAUUCAUUGAAAGCACAUCCGCAACCUUUCAAUUCGCAAAGUCAAGUUAAACCACCGCCACAACUUGUGCCGGGAGUGCCACAUGCUAAUUAUGGUCCACCUUAUAACGGUGGAUCAGUAAAAAUCAUUAGUUCUACCUAUGGCCCGCCAAGUGCUACACAUACUUUAGACAUCAUAUCCCAAAAUCCUCCAAGCUCUACAUAUUCUCAACCAAGUUCAUCUUAUAAUGCACCUAGUUCUUCAUUUGUUUCACAUAGCAAUUCAUUAGACUCACAGUUCCUAUCAACUCCAUCUCAAGGAAUAUCAAAUAAUUUCUUCAGUAUACCUACUUCAACUUAUCAACCACCCAUACUUUCUUUUGGAACUCCAGCCCCAUCGUACGGAGUACCUUCUUCGUCUUACGGUACCCCGUCUCCAUCGUAUGGCGUUCCUUCUUCUUCGUAUGGGACUCCAUCUCCAUCGUACGGGACUCCAUCUCCAUUGUACGUAACCCCUACUCCUUCAUAUGGUACCCCUUCACCUGGGUAUGAAACGCCUCGUCCAGUUGUUACAAAUUUCGAACCAGUUACCCCACAAUAUGAUCCCGGGAGUCUGAAUAAAGACCUUUCCCCUCAAAACGACGUAGAAUUAUUGGAAAAUAUAACACCUAAUUCAGAAUUACAAUUACCAAAAGUUUCACAUCCAACUACAUUUAAAAAUUCUUAUGGUGAACCUAUUACUAAUACACAUUUAUUCGAUAUUUCUUAUCCAGUAUCGGCUACGGCUGCAGAGUCAUCUAAAGUCAGAACAGUAUUGCCACAGAAUAGUACGAAAGCACCAAUAUCAGGCGAGUCAUUCGCACUCGCAAAUCCAGCUCCAUUUUCAUUGAAUAGAGGUAGAAACAUUCACACUCUGCAGCCAGUUGCACUGCCUAACCUCAGCGUGUCACCCUUGCCUCCUAUAUUUAAUGCCCGGCCUUUCCGACCAAUGCCACCUCGAUUUUCUUCAAACGUCCUGCAAGGAAUAAAUUCAAUGCAACAAAACAAUAAUAAUGUCCGUAUUGAACAAAGUAUACCACUUACAGAAUUUACUCACUCCGUAGAUUAUCCUGCGACUAUAAUAGAGUCUCCUAUUAUAGAAAUAGAUCCUCCAUCCAAUGUCAAUCAAUCUAAAGCAUAUAGAAAUAUAGCUAAUAGUUAUGUAGUUGAUGAAAUUAGGGAUAUAUCUUCUCAAGCCUCCGAAGAUCAUAUUUCAGCAACUAAAUCGAAUACUGAUUCAAGUUUUGAAAGUACGGGAGCAGAUGUGGGUAAUGAACUAUAUGACAACAAUGUCCCUAAUGAUUUCAAACAUGGGUCGCGCUUCCCUUCGAAUCACAAAGUCAAUUUUGCCGAUUUGAGAGGACUGAAUGAUGAUGAUGUAGAUAAAUACCGCACAGAAAAUAACUUACAAAAUAUUGAUUCACCCCUUCUGUACCUUAAGCCAAACACUCCGCAUAAAAAUCAUGGAGAUUUUAUACUCGCUGUAUCUUCACCAAUACCCGAAAAUGAAUAUGAAAUAUAUGAUGAUAUUCCAACAACAACCUCACCAACUACAGCUAGUUGGGAUGAAAAUGUACAAGGAAGCGCAUAUAAACCGAAGAUCGUCCAAAUAAUUGUACCUUAUACUACAGGAAAUAAACAGACCAUUACAAAUGAGGACUUGGAACAAAUGUCAGAAGAAUGGCUUUCGACACCGAAAGAUGAAUCUCAACCUCGUAAAGUUCCAGCAAACACAGAAAACUCAUUUGUAACUGCCAUGACAGAAGAUUCUAACAAUAUUGCAGUAACAACAACGGAAGAUACAUCUGAGGUUGAAAACUAUGAUUCAGAAAGAUCAAAAGACUUCUAUGAUGUAAAGGAACCACCAUUUGAUAUUAUAAAACUCCAACACACUAUAGACGACUGGACUGAACAGGAAUACUCAAAACAAUACAAAACUCCUCAAAGAACUCGGAACAAUGAGAAACAUGCUAAGCAGAUUCCCGACGAUUAUUUUACAACUACAAUGCCAACAAACUACGUAUCAACAACCAACAAUUACAAUUAUGAUUUCUAUGAUCACGAAGGUUCAAGUAGCGUGCAACACACAGUCACUGACGAAAGUAAUAAUACUUUCAGUAAGCCGCGAAAAGAAUACAACGUAAUAGAGAGAACGAAGAAUAGACAUAAUAGUGGUAAGAAUGAAGAAGUAGAUCAGGUGCAGAAACUUCAUAUUUAUACGGCAGCAUCAUCUUUCCGCACAACUAGUACAAGUACGUCUACUACAACUACUCCGGCACCGUGGGGCAAAAUACAAACAUCGAUAUCACCGUUAACUAAAGAAAAAGUCUAUGUGGUUACUUCAAAGCCAUGGAGAGACAUGCGCAAUGCGUCAGCCGAAUGGUAUGAAGUAGAAUCUUUUGAAUCUAAGAAAACAAGUUCCGACGGUGACUUUUCAGAUUCAAUUGAUUUGCCAUUUAGGUCCCCGAGGUUUAUUAAUCGACCGUCAUUCGGCUUUACAUCGGGAGGAAAGAUCGAGUCUGAUGCAUCUUAUGGCUUUUCUAAAAGCUGGUAUCAAAGCAUAAACGAGCUGGAGACACAGAAGCAGAGCAAUAGUACGUCCUUCCAAGAAGCUACUGAGCAGACAGUUUCCACUAACUUGGACGAGGACUCAACGGCCACGACUGCAAACCCUCAUAAUGGUUGAGAGGUGCUAAGUGACGUGACAAUUAAAAGUGACCUUUAAAAACAGUGACGAUAAAGUGUAAAAUGUGUAAAACUCUAUAAUAUAUGUUGUAUACGUAAUAAAUAUAUUAUAGUCAGUGAGUGACACAGUGCAAAUUAAGAAGAACGCGACCCGUGUUCUUUUUAUUUUGACCAAAUAAAGUAAAGGACUCUAAUUAAUAAGUAAUGUUAACCAAAGUUGGGACUUCAUUAUUCAAUUAAAGUAUUGUUUUCAUUAUUUUUAUAUGUAAUCAUUAAAUACAUUCAUCCCUUAUAAUGUGUUUUAGCUUUAAUUCAAUUAGAUGUAUUUUUCAAGUAUUACCUAUCUGUAUCUGAAAUUAUUAUUAUAUUCAUUAGAUUUAAUAGAUCUUUGUAAAUAUUGAAAUGUAAAUAAAAUGAAUGAAUCGUG
Molecule: messenger RNA, 3741 nt
Organism: Spodoptera frugiperda (fall armyworm)
Lineage: Eukaryota; Metazoa; Arthropoda; Insecta; Lepidoptera; Noctuidae
Exons: 4
Coding region: 1-3315 (1104 amino acids)
Source: RefSeq, a predicted model, not a curated record